Hylaeus volcanicus is the source of this 1437-nucleotide messenger RNA. Its product is annotated as pre-mRNA-splicing factor RBM22. Lineage: Eukaryota; Metazoa; Arthropoda; Insecta; Hymenoptera; Colletidae. Bases 120 to 1355 code for a protein of 411 amino acids. The record is from RefSeq and is a predicted model, not a curated record. Gene Ontology annotation, cellular component: U2-type catalytic step 1 spliceosome; U2-type catalytic step 2 spliceosome; Prp19 complex. The transcript is spliced from 3 exons. Gene Ontology annotation, molecular function: metal ion binding; pre-mRNA binding; U6 snRNA binding.
UUGAUUAAUGACGAUUGAAUCUAUUUACGAUACUCGUCGAAGGUGUAUCUAUGGUGUAUUGCUUUGUUGUGAGUUGUGAAACGAAUCCAAGGAUUUUAUAUAUAAUAAAGUAGCUCGAAAUGGCCACGUCGAAAACAACAAACACGUACAAUAGGCAGAAUUGGGAAGAUGCUGAAUUCCCGAUACUAUGUCAAACUUGCUUAGGUGAUAAUCCGUAUAUUCGAAUGACAAAAGAAAGAUACGGAAAGGAGUGUAAAAUAUGUAUGCGACCGUUCACAGUAUUCAGGUGGUGUCCUGGCGCGAGAAUGCGUUUCAAGAAGACCGAAGUAUGUCAAACUUGCAGUCGUUUAAAAAAUGUGUGUCAAACAUGUUUACUCGAUUUAGAAUACGGUUUGCCAAUCCAAGUACGCGACGCAGCACUUAAAAUUAAAGACGACUUGCCCAGAUCUGAUGUAAACAAAGAAUAUUACGUACAAAACAUAGAUAGCGAAAUUGGUAAGAUUGAUCCGACAACGCCGGCUGGUGCCGUUGGUAAAUCCGCGGCUGCCAGCGAUUUACUGAUGAAACUGGCGAGAACGAGUCCUUAUUAUAAAAGGAAUAGACCGCACAUUUGUUCCUUUUGGGUUAAGGGAGAAUGUAAAAGAGGAGAAGAAUGUCCGUAUCGUCACGAGAAACCUACCGAUCCCGACGAUCCAUUGGCCGAUCAGAACAUUAAGGAUCGUUAUUACGGUGUGAACGAUCCUGUGGCGGAUAAAUUAAUGCGCAGAGCUGCGGCUAUGCCGAAGUUAGACCCCCCGGAAGAUAAAUCGAUUACGACUCUAUACAUUGGUAACUUAGGAGACAUCUUAACGGAAAAGCAGUUGCGCGAUCAUUUCUAUCAGUACGGAGAAAUACGUUCGGUAACGAUGGUUCCUCGCCAGCAGUGCGCAUUUAUUCAGUACACGCAAAGAAGCGCUGCAGAAGCUGCAGCGGAAAGGACGUUUAACAAACUGAUAUUGGGAGGAAGAAGAUUGACUAUUAAAUGGGGCAGAUCGCAAGGCAGGCAAACCGUGUCCGCAGCAGAGGCAACUAGAGAGAUCUUAGAACCUGUACCAGGUUUACCUGGCGCGCUACCACCACCACCUGAAAGCAUGGGAAACAACUUCUUCAACCUACAAACUACUCCUGGCAUGAUUCCACCAAUGAUGAUUCCUCCUCCACCAGUAGCUCCACAAUUUAUGUUUCCACCGCAAAUGGCAGCAGCCGCCGCAACGCCAAUUUUCCCACCAGGGACUACUCCGAUACAUUAUCCGAGUCAAGAUCCAUCGAGAAUGGGUGCGUCUCAAGGUAUAGGAAAGCCUUGGCCGGAGGAAUAAUUAUAACAAGAUUUCGUUUUGUGUAAUUAUAACAAAAAGAAUCUGUAAAAAAUAAAUAUAUCUUUGACUUUCUUUUAAACGA